Messenger RNA from Cucurbitaria berberidis CBS 394.84, 1785 nucleotides. RefSeq names its product glycosyltransferase family 57 protein. Gene Ontology annotation, cellular component: endoplasmic reticulum membrane. Lineage: Eukaryota; Fungi; Ascomycota; Dothideomycetes; Pleosporales; Cucurbitariaceae. Bases 1 to 1785 code for a protein of 594 amino acids. The record is from RefSeq and is a predicted model, not a curated record. The transcript has 3 exons. Gene Ontology annotation, molecular function: dolichyl pyrophosphate Man9GlcNAc2 alpha-1,3-glucosyltransferase activity. Gene Ontology annotation, biological process: protein N-linked glycosylation.
AUGCCCACUGACUUGCUCCAGGCCAGCUUCAACAUGGCGUCGUCAGCAAAUCACAAACCCCGGCGGCGCCGCAAAAUCGAAGAAGGCUCUCUUGCCCACGUCACCCACGGCACCCUCGACCUCGACUCGUCCACCAAUGCCCACAAACCCGCAUUCCCGCUCGUCGCGUUCCUCUGGCCUGCAAAAGGCACAGUCUCACAAUGGGUCACCAUCCCCUUGAUCCUGAUGGUUGUGGGCCUGUUCAGGUGGACGACGAGCCUAUGGAGCUAUUCCGGCUUGCAGAGCCCGCCCAUGCAUGGGGAUUUUGAGGCCCAGAGGCACUGGAUGGAGAUUACACGGCAUUUGCCCGUGAGCAAGUGGUAUUUCUACGAGUUGCAGUGGUGGGGAUUGGAUUAUCCUCUGCUUACCGCGUAUCAUAGUUGGGUUUUGGGUGUGCUUGGCUCUGCGAUUAACCCAGAAUGGUUCGCCCUCGAUGCAUCGCGAGGACUCGACGACCCCUCCCUCAAGAUAUACAUGCGCGCUACCGUCCUCGUUUCCGAGUACCUCAUCUACAUUCCCGCAAUCGUCAUUUUUCUCCGCCGAUAUUCGAGGCUUGAACGUGUCAAUAUCUGGGAGUCGUCCAUUGCACUAGUGGCUAUAUUGAUGCAGCCCGGCACAAUCUUGAUCGAUCAUGGACAUUUCCAGUACAACACGGUCAUGCUCGGCUUUGCCGUCGCCACUUUGUCGAGCAUGGUCGCCGGGCGUCCGCUCUGGUCCUGCGUCUUCUUCGUAGGAGCGCUUGGUUUCAAACAAAUGGCCCUCUUUUACGCGCCUGCUGUCUUUGCCUACCUUCUGGGUAUCUGCGUGUUCCCAAAGGUCAAUGUGGUUCGCUUCCUUGCCAUUGCGCUUGCUACGGUCGCAGCUUUCGCCGUGCUGUAUCUGCCAUUCCUGCUAGGCGUAGCGUACGACACGUAUAGAGGCGUCUCUUCUGACAAACUCCCUCUCCCACCCCUUAUGGAGUCUUUUUCUGCAUAUUGGGAUUCGAAUGCCUGGUACUAUCCCAUCGCCCUUCAGAUGACGCAAUCCAUCCACCGCAUCUUUCCCUUCUCCCGAGGGCUAUUCGAGGACAAAGUCGCCAACAUUUGGUGCACAAUUCAUACCUUCCACAAGCUCCAUCGCUAUCCGAUGGAGCUUCUCCAGCGACUAGCACUUGUCGCAACAUUCGCCGCUAUCCUUCCUCCCUGUCUGAUCAUCUUCCUCAACCCAAAGAAGCAGCUCCUGCCACUUGCCUUCGCAGCUGUCUCUUGGGGGUUCUUCCUCUGCUCCUACCAAGUACACGAGAAGAAUGUUCUGCUCCCGCUACUGCCCAUGACUCUACUUCUCAGCGGAAAGGAGGGUCUGCUGCCGUCGACGAGGGCCUGGGUUGGCCUUGCAAACAUGCUCGGUGUCUGGACCAUGUUCCCCUUGCUGAAGAGGGAUGGACUUGGAGUUCCCUAUUUCGUCGUGUCUCUGCUAUGGGCUUAUCUUCUUGGACUACCGCCCGUCUCAUUCUCUGCAUAUCACGAGGGGAGCAGGAGCGGGCUGAACCUAUUCAGCAAGAUGCUACACGUCAACAUGUACGUCGCCAUGGUAGCAUGGCACGUGGUCGAAGCCGUCUUUGCCCCUCCCGCAAACAAGCCAGAUUUGUGGGUUGUUGCGAAUGCAAUUGUGGGCACAGGCGGGUUUGGGAUAUGCUACCUGUGGUGCUUGUGGCGACUAUGCAUCAAGAGUGAGCUAGUGGGAGGAGCAAAGAGCAAGACACAGUGA